Molecule: messenger RNA, 1989 nt
Organism: Nylanderia fulva
Lineage: Eukaryota; Metazoa; Arthropoda; Insecta; Hymenoptera; Formicidae
Biological process (GO): isopentenyl diphosphate biosynthetic process, mevalonate pathway; isoprenoid biosynthetic process; cholesterol biosynthetic process
Cellular component (GO): cytoplasm; cytosol
Molecular function (GO): mevalonate kinase activity; ATP binding
Source: RefSeq, a predicted model, not a curated record
UCUAAACAGUAAAACACACACAAAGUCAUGGCAUCGAGGUAAUGUUAUUAUAUAUGUUUUGAAACGAAAUCAGUCACAGCUGAGACGCGAAAGUGUACUGGUAAUAUAGAGACUGGUUUGGAUGCGAUAACGAACGUUUUAAACUUUCAUUAUUAUAUAUAAACAUUUAUUUUUCUCGUCUAGUUUAAAUAAAAAUUUAAUAAUUAAAAAUAUAUAUAUAUAUAAAGACUUUUGUGCGGUACUGUAAAGAAAAAGUCAAGACAAUAAUCAAUUAAAUAAUGAAAACAAAAGCAUAUAACGAUAAACUGAUAUAUAUCAUAUCAUAUAACAAAAAAAAAUAUAAUUUCGAGAGCUUCCUUAUAUUGCAAGAGUAUAUUUCUUAUGGUUAUAAUAAAUAUUUAGAAGACCUGUGCAAAUUUUAUUAUCCGCCGGUUUCUGUUAAUCAUUACAUCAGUUCUGUAAAGAAGACAUAUUUUAAUUGAUAAAAGAAUGGCUAGUUUUAAAAUUUCCGCACCGGGUAGAAUUUUCUUAUCCGGAGAACACACAGUAUUAUAUGGAAAAAAGUUUCUUAUGACCAGCUUAAAUCUUCGUACCAUUCUCGAAUUCUACGAACUACCUAACACGCCAGAAAACAAUAUUAAAAUAGAGCUCGAUAAUAUUAAUUUAAAACGAGAUAUAUCUUUCGAAAAUGUUAAAUGCUUCUUUUUUUGUUCUGAUGUUAAAAACAUAAUUUCAAAUUCACUGAAUUUGCAUGCAUACGUGAGACACUGGGUCACCGUAAAACGUAUGUGGACAACACACCAGGAGCUACGUAGCUUACAGAUAUUCUUUUUCUUGCUUUAUUCUAUUCUUCACAACGAAUAUCUCACGAUAAGACCUUUUCGCAUAAAAGUGUCCUCGAAUAUACCCAUCAGAGCAGGUCUUGGCAGCUCGACAUCGUUCGCGGUUUGUCUCGCAGCGUGCUUUCUUCAUUGGAAGCAUCUACAAAACGGUAAUCACACUAUUAAAUUUAAUAAUGCUGAAUUAGAGACGAUUAAAAGAUACACUGAAACCUGCGAAAAAAGUAUGGAAAUAUAUGCAUUUGGGGUCGAUGCCCAUGUUUGUACAUACGGCCAAAUGGUAAUAUGUCAACAUAGCGAUUACAUAGAAUAUAAAAUAACAGAUUCCACGGAUAUGGCAGAAAUAGCAAUUCUACUGAUCGACUCAAAUUUUUAUAAAAAUAAGUGCUUACAUGCGGAACAAAUGGCAAAGCUGAUGGCUACGAGUCUCUUAUUUGAUUCUAUAUUAUAUGAAUUAGAACUCUUGGCAUUAUCUAUGUUUAAGUAUUUUAAGUCACUAAAUGAUAUCAUCAGACAGAAGAAAUCUUCAUUUAAACUUUCUCGUGAACACAUUACAAAGAUUAAUUUCACAUCAUGCAUUGAGAAGAAUCAAGAAUUAUUAACUAAAUAUAAUUUGUCGGCUAAGGCAUUUGAAAAUGUUUCCAAGAUUGCAAGGAAGUUUAAUUUAAUGGGAAAACUUACAGGUUUUGGAGGUAAAUAUGUAUUCGUUCUGAUACCACCAAACGUUCGUAGUGGUAAAUUCAGGAAUUUUAAGGAGCUGUUGAAUGAAAACGGUUUCAAUAUCCAAACAGGGACCUCCAUUAAUUGUAGUGGAGUGAGAAUUAUUAAUUGAUUAUAUCAAAAUUAUCACGAUUAUAAAUAAUUAAAUAAUAGCAAUUAUAUAAUUGUAAAAGCAAUUAACAAGAUUAUUCGGAAACAAAAUUUUUCUAAAUGUUUAAUUUCUUAUUAGGUAAUAACGUUAUAUAAUUCAUAAGCGACAAUUAAUAAAUACGAUGUAAAUCUCUCAAUUAUCGUAUGUUCUACUUUUUGACACAUAGAGAACAAAUUUAAAUAAACUAUACAUAAAAAUAUUUUCGAUAUACUUUAGUAUUAUUGAAACAAGUGGUAUACGAAAAGAUUAAUUGAUUUUAUAAACACUUGAAGGAAUUUA